AUGCGUCAAUCUAUUGUGAACAUUACCAUUAUUAUACUUAUUCUUAUGUGUAUUGGAUUAAAUGAAAGUAAACCAGUUAUAUUUGAUGAUGUUCAGUUACGUGAAAUAGAUCAACAUAUUAAUCGUAGAAAUUUGUUUAAUGUACCAUUAUUUGCUGAAGAAAGUCCAAGAAAUACAAUACGAAGUAAACGAAAUUGUUUUCUCUAUGCGUCUAAACUACAAAAUCGAGCACCGAAAUGGAUGUGUUGGUAA
Messenger RNA from Rotaria sp. Silwood2, 252 nucleotides. Lineage: Eukaryota; Metazoa; Rotifera; Eurotatoria; Philodinida; Philodinidae. The record is from the annotation of a GenBank genome assembly.